Molecule: messenger RNA, 816 nt
Organism: Bipolaris oryzae ATCC 44560
Lineage: Eukaryota; Fungi; Ascomycota; Dothideomycetes; Pleosporales; Pleosporaceae
Exons: 4
Coding region: 1-816 (271 amino acids)
Source: RefSeq, a predicted model, not a curated record
AUGACGCAAUCUUCUAUUAUCCUUGUUACCGGCGGAAACACCGGAAUUGGUUAUGAGACCGUCAAAGCAUUGUAUGCUUCCUCAAAACCCUACAAAGUCUUGAUGGGUAGUCGCUCCCUUGAAAAGGCCAGUGAUGCAAUCUCCAAGCUCAAAACCGAGGUUCCGGAAUCAAAAUCAGAAGUUGAGGCAAUUCAGCUGGAUAUCGAGGAUGACGAAUCCAUUGAGAAAGCUUUCGAGGAGGUCAAGAGCAAGUAUGGUCGUCUUGAUACCCUAGUAAACAACGCAGGUGCAUCUUUUGACAACGACCUGCGCAAAGAUACCAGUCCCAAAAGUAUUCGCGCGGUCUGGGACAAAGCCUACUCGCUCAACGUCACCUCGACUCAAGUCAUGACGUAUACCUUUGCGCCCCUCCUGAUUGCUUCGUCUGACCCUAGGUUGCUCUUUGUAACCUCCGGUCUAUCCUCCUUGGAAACCUGCUCUGGUGGUACCGACUCCAAGCUUGUCGGUGCAGGCAAAGCAAAAGGCUGGCCCAAGCCUCAAAAUCCGACUCCAACAGCCUACAGAGCCAGCAAAACGGCGUUGAACAUGCUAAUGUUGAGCUGGGCAAUAAUGCUUGGAGCAGACGACGCAAAGGUGUUCGGUAUCAGCCCAGGGUUCUUGGCUACGGGAUUGGGAGGAUUGGGGCCUGAUUUCCUGAAGAAGUUUGGUGCAGGAGAUCCAAGUGUUGGUGGCGAGCUCAUCAGGGAUGUUGUCGAGGGGAAGCGAGACGAGCAUGCUGGCAAGGUUAUCAACAAAGAUGGUGUGCAGCCUUGGUGA